Messenger RNA from Anastrepha ludens (Mexican fruit fly), 2240 nucleotides. Its product is annotated as putative methyltransferase C9orf114. The transcript has 2 exons. The record is from RefSeq and is a predicted model, not a curated record. Lineage: Eukaryota; Metazoa; Arthropoda; Insecta; Diptera; Tephritidae. The coding region runs from base 192 to 1697 and encodes 501 amino acids.
ACGACGAAAUCAGCUGUUUUCUUGAUUGCCGAAACUUACAUUGAAUUUUCACCUCCCGAUAUACUGAAUUUUCACCUCACCAGUUGACUUUUUUCUGCACGUGCAAUACCAAUUUGUUAAAACACCAAGCAUUUUUCUAUUUUCCAUUAAUUGUUUUCGUAAAAAAAGAGUUUUUGUAUAAUAACAUUAAGAUGGCGCCACCACCACCGGGCAGUGAACCACCAAAAUCAUGGAAAAAAAUAAAUGAAGAGCGAAAAGCUCUGAAAAAGCAACGCAAACAAGAGAAACUGCUGAAAGAUUUGGAGAAAAAUGCAAAGUCUGAAUUGGACGCAGCAGAACCUACGGAAAAGCCCAAGUUGCAACCUUCAACUAUUAGCAUUGCCGUCCCCGGUUCCAUACUCGAAAAUGCACAAUCGGCUGAGCUGCGUUCAUACGUAGCCGGUCAGAUAGCGCGCGCAGCGUGUAUUUUCCGCGUGCAUGAAGUGAUUGUGUUCGACGAUGUAGGCGUGGCUACGGCACGGGAAACACAGCGCAACUAUGAUGCAGACGAUGCCGAAGAUGCAACAAAUGGUGAUGGCUUAACAGCAGUAACAGUGCGGAAAAGUUGCCUGCAAUUGGCACGUAUUCUACAAUACUUGGAGUGUCCACAGUAUCUGCGCAAAUUCUUUUUCCCUCUACAUAAAGAUCUACAAUACUCCGGUCUAUUGAAUCCAUUGGAUACGCCACAUCAUUUACGACAACAGAAUGUUUUCCUCUAUCGCGAAGGUAUUAUUUGUGAUAAAAGAGCAAAGGAUGGGUAUUCGUAUGUCAAUGCUGGUUUACUGAAUGAUGUGCUGGUUAAUAAGGCAAUCGAAGCGGGUGUACGGGUAACAGUCAAAUUGGACAAUGUGCGAGAUAACAGCAAAAAACUGCGCGGCACUGUAGUUAGUCCAGAUGAACCGCGUCGCGAAACUGGCAUCUACUGGGGCUACACAGUGCGCAUUGCACAUUCAUUGGCAGAAAUAUUUACUAAAUCACCUUAUUCUGGAGGCUAUGACCUAACUGUUGGCACAUCAGAUCGCGGUACCAAUGUGCAUGAGGUGCCAAAUCGUUCAUACAAAUUCAACCAUCUUCUUCUUGUGUUUGGUGGGCUCAAGGGUCUCGAAGCUGCGCUAGCAAAUGAUGACAAACUAAAUGUAGAUGAUCCAGCGCUACUCUUUGAUCAUUAUGUGAAUGUGUUGCCGCGACAAGGAUCGCGCACAAUACGCACAGAAGAGGCAUUAUUAAUUGCAUUGGCAGCGUUGCAGGAGAAAUUGCUGCCCAACGUGCCGGAAGUAGAGGAAAAACUUGACGAAUAUGAACUGCCGCGCAGUGAUUACACAGGCAUACGACCCGAUGUAAUGAAAAGCAAUAAAAAUAGUAAAAAACGUAAAUUUUCGGAUAAUGUUGGCGAACCAGAGCAUGCUGAAGUUGCAUAUCAGCAGGAACAGACAAAGUUUGAAGAGAAAACGUCACCGAAAAAGGCGAAAAAGAGUAAACAUAAUGGAUCUUUGGCUGCCACGGAAAUUGAAGUAAAACCAAAGUCGAAAAUAACGAAGCAAUUCAAUAAGGGCUUAAACAUGGAUGGAAAUGAUGAUGACUUUGAAGUGGUGCCAGCUAAUGAUAGCAAAUCAACGGUUGCGUCGAAAGAUUUGGGUGAUUUGAGUCGCUUUGAUUAGUUGAUCAUUUUAAAAUGAUGUUAAGUUAGUACAACGGUUUUAGAAUUAUGUAUAAUCUUUUCUAUAAUAUGUAUGUUAUGUGUACAUAUAUAAACUACUGCCUUUUUUUUGUAAGUAAUUUGUCUAUUUUGAAGUGUGGUGAUGUAAAUUAACUCUAAAGCUGUAGAAAGUUUUCGCGCCGCUCACUGCUAAAUAGUUUCAUGGACAAGGGCGAAAAAAAGUUUGAUAUUGUGGAUAGUGAAAACCUUCAAGCCAGCUAUGCACUCUCAAAAACAUCAAUCUUUCGAUAUAUGUAUGUACACUAGGACCGUACACAAUUAAGUCCGAAGGGCCAGGCAUCGUGGUAUUUGUAAUGUUGUUGUGUUGCGCUGGUGGCUUGCAAACGCCGUAAUGCAACGUUUGGCUUUGGAGAAAUGAGGCAAAAGAGACUGAAUUGGAGGAGGAUUGUUGAUGAGGCUAUGGUCCAUAGAUAAUCUAUGGUCCACCACAGACUGUUAAGCUGAGAGAGAGAGAGAGAGUAAUGCCACGUUUUAGCCGAAAUAG